This is a messenger RNA of Brassicogethes aeneus, 300 nucleotides long. The record is from the annotation of a GenBank genome assembly. NCBI's taxonomy places the organism in Eukaryota, Metazoa, Arthropoda, Insecta, Coleoptera, Nitidulidae.
AUGCCAGGAUUCCAUCCAAGUACAAAAAAGAAGCCCCAAGGACUCGGCGUGCUGAAAGACAGGCUGAAUUUGGAGUACGAGGCCGGCGUAGACGCUAACAGCAUCCAUCGAGCGCUCCAUAUUAUAAAAGCCGGCCCGGACCUCUCCGGAGAUUACACAUGCUCUGUAUCAACGUUUCAAAGUGAGGACAUCAGGACUAAAAGCAUGCUCGUCUACGGCGAGAACGGUGCUGGGUUAAACCACAUCCUGCUCUCAACUACUGUUCACCCAACUAUCAACGAUAAGCAUUUUCCACCUUAG